AUGCAGACGCGAGCAGUCCCGCGGGAGAACGGGUCGCCUUCCAGGACGGCGUCGGUGCAGCUCAUGCGGCUGAAGAACGCCAAGAUCGGCUCCGAGGUGUCCGCGGACGGCUCUCCCAGCGAGCCGACGGCGCAGGGCGCGGUGGAAACAGCCAAAUGGCUGCACAUCAUGACGGCGACCGCUGCACGCAUGGCGGCGCUGAGCGCGCGGGCCGCCCACGCCGAUAGUUUCCAGCCUCUCACGUUUGAUUCGUCACGGCCCAGUGCGACAGCAUCAGACAAGGAGCGCGACAGACUUCAGAGCAAGCUGAGGGAUGUCGGCCAAAGAUUCGUGGGUUUCGAGCAGGUCGUUAAGGGCGAUACUCUGAAGCGGCGGGAUGCCGAGAGAGGGAAGACAAAGGCGGCGCAAGAGGGAGUCAUGAAACUGGAGAGGGCCCUGAAUUCGGAGAUCAAGCGGCGUGUUGAGGCCAACAAGCAGGUGCAGGGUUUGACCGAGACGCUGGCCAAUGACAUGCUGGAGCGGCUGCAGGCAGGUAUCAUCGUGCGCAUCGAGAAGCUCGCCUCAUCGAUCGAGUCGCUCACGCUGCGCUGCACCACCCUGGAGAGGGGCAUAUCGCAGUUCCGUGGCGAGUUGCCCUCGAAGCUGCAGGUGGACACGGCGGCCCUCGUGAAGGAGAUCACCGAGCUCCGGGGGCACACGGAGGCGGACAGGAAGGCCCGGGUAGAGCGCGACACCGCCCUGCUGAGACGACUCGCCGAGAUGGAGACCCACGAGAGCGCGCAGUUCGACCAGGGGAUGGACGCAUACCGUGCCGCAGCCGACCAGCUUAAGACCGAGAUUGACAAUCUUGCGCGCACGGAGGAGGUGAGCGACAGUCGCACCGAGAAGUUUCGCACCUUCAUUCUUGAGGAGAUCGCCGGCAUGAAGAACACUCUCGCGGUUGCCGCGCAGGCAAGAGAGCAGACCGACGACGAGAUUGUGCAGGCAAUGAACCAGUACACCAAUGCGCUCCAGAAGGGACUGCAUUCCGCGAAUCGAGGUGCCGGUUUCUGA
This is a messenger RNA of Prorocentrum cordatum, 1053 nucleotides long. The record is from the annotation of a GenBank genome assembly. NCBI's taxonomy places the organism in Eukaryota, Dinophyceae, Prorocentrales, Prorocentraceae.